AUGAAGUGGACUAAUGCAGUCAUUGGCUUACUCUGCGGUCUGUUCGUCGGGUCCACAGUUUGUACCGAGCACGAUAUGUUAAACCCGCGCAUAAUCAUUGUUGGAGCCGGAGCGGCAGGCGUGGCCGCGGUUAGCAAACUCUACCAAGGUGGUUUAACGAAUUUGACGGUUCUCGAGGCAUCGGAGCGCUAUGGAGGACGCAUCCGUACGACUCCGUUCGGUAGUGCUGGCGUCGUGGAGCUGGGUGCGCAAUGGUGCCAUGGUGAGCAGGGAAAUGUGGUAUACCAGAUGGCGUCCCGGUUUCCCGGUUUGUUAAAAUCAUCCAUUGCCAAAAAAGAACUCACUCUCGUACGUUCAAAUGGCGAGAGGAUAGAUCCGACAGUGUUUGGACAAUUAAUGGCGCUUGCGGAGGAAAUUGAAGAGUUGGACGAGCGCCACGAGUUCGACGGAAGCUUCGGGGCGUUUUUCGAAGCCAAAUUUUGGGAAAAACUAGACAUUGAUGAGGUCUACCGUGGCGUAGACCACGAGUUGGCGCGACAGUUUCUUGUGUACUAUCAUAAUUACAAUCGUGGCUACAGUGCCUACGAUUCUUGGUACGACGUUGCGGCUCAUGAAGCAGAUAGUUUUGAAAUUACCGAAGGCGAUCAAUUGCUGGCAUGGACCGGGACGCGAGGCUAUUCCUCCAUUUUAGAUAUUCUUUCGGGAAACUAUCCGGGAUCCGAUACUAGCACACGAGUGCCGUUGGAUGCGCUGACUAUCUUUAAUAAGUUUGUUACCAACAUUAAAUGGCAAGGAGCUCCCGGUAACUCCGUCGUUGUAACCACCGAAGACGGAGCGCGCUACGACGCUAACCAUGUGAUUGUAACGGUCUCCUUGGGGGUGCUGAAGGAAAAUUACCGCACCAUGUUCACACCACCGCUACCCUUCGUUAACCGACAGGCCAUCGAAGGAAUCCAUUUCGGGGCGGUGAACAAGAUUUUCCUACUUUUCGAUGCUCCUAUUCCGGCACAGUUUGGAAAUGCUAUAAGCCUGCUGUGGUACGAACGAGAUCUGCUGGCACUAAACCAGACACAGCACGCCUGGACGGAAGCAGUGUCCUUUUUCUAUCGAGUGGAUGGCCAACCAAACGUCCUUUGCGCUUGGUUAAAUGGCCCCUUAGGUAGGCAAGCAGAAUUGCUGCCCGAUGACACGAUCCGGGAAGGCUUGCUUCAUCUUCUCAGUGUAUUUGUUAACAAAAUCGAGUUUGGAGAGGUUCUUGCUAUCGUGAAGUCCAACUGGUCAUCCAACCGUUUCUUCCGCGGCUCAUACUCUAGCCGAUCGAUAGCCACGGAACGCAUGCAAACGGGCGCCAAAUAUCUUGCCUAUCCGCUGAUGGACACCAACACCACACCACGGGUCCUGAUGGCCGGGGAAGCCACCAUGGAGAAGUAUUAUUCCACCGUUCACGGAGCAGUCGCCAGUGGACAGCGUGAAGCGAACCGUUUGAUUGAUCUGUACAAACAAAAGGGAAACUCGAAUGAUCAAUAA
Messenger RNA from Anopheles bellator, 1527 nucleotides. RefSeq names its product spermine oxidase-like. The transcript is spliced from 3 exons. The record is from RefSeq and is a predicted model, not a curated record. Bases 1 to 1527 code for a protein of 508 amino acids. Gene Ontology annotation, molecular function: polyamine oxidase activity. NCBI's taxonomy places the organism in Eukaryota, Metazoa, Arthropoda, Insecta, Diptera, Culicidae.